AUCAAUGAAUGUUUAACUAAUAAUGGAGGAUGUGAUCAGAAUUGUAAUGAUAAUGAAGGUAGUUUUACCUGUAGUUGUAGAAGUGGAUUUUCUCUACAAUCUAAUGGAAGGACAUGUCAAAGUAAUGAUCAAUGUGUUAACUCUGGAUGUCAACAUAGAUGUGUGAAUACUGGUAAUAGUUAUUUUUGUGAAUGUUUUAAUGGUUAUACAUUAGAUAGCAAUGGUAGAACCUGCAAUAAUAUCAAUGAAUGUUUAACUAAUAAUGGAGGAUGUGAUCAGAAUUGUAAUGAUAAUGAAGGUAGUUUUACCUGUAGUUGUAGAAGUGGAUUUUCUCUACAAUCUAAUGGAAGGACUUGUCAAAGUAAUGAUCAAUGUGUUAACUCUGGAUGUCAACAUAGAUGUGUGAAUACUGGUAAUAGUUAUUUUUGUGAAUGUUUUAAUGGUUAUACAUUAGAUAGCAAUGGUAGAACCUGCAAUAAUAUCAAUGAAUGUUUAACUAAUAAUGGAGGAUGUGAUCAGAAUUGUAAUGAUAAUGAAGGUAGUUUUACCUGUAGUUGUAGAAGUGGGUUUUCUCUAGAAUCUAAUGGAAGGACUUGUCGAGAUACUGACGAGUGUCCGACAGCAGGAUGUCAACAUCGUUGUGUCAAUACAUUUGGAAGUUUUUACUGUCAGUGUGAUACAGGGUAUUCACUGAAUGGCAAUGGUAGAAAUUGUGAUAGUUAG
Messenger RNA from Lottia gigantea (owl limpet), 723 nucleotides. RefSeq lists its product as hypothetical. The annotation marks the transcript as partial. The record is from RefSeq and is a predicted model, not a curated record. Gene Ontology annotation, molecular function: calcium ion binding. Lineage: Eukaryota; Metazoa; Mollusca; Gastropoda; Lottiidae. The transcript is spliced from 6 exons.